Messenger RNA from Saprolegnia diclina VS20, 2119 nucleotides. RefSeq lists its product as hypothetical. The transcript has a single exon. Lineage: Eukaryota; Oomycota; Saprolegniomycetes; Saprolegniales; Saprolegniaceae. Gene Ontology annotation, cellular component: membrane. The record is from RefSeq and is a predicted model, not a curated record. Gene Ontology annotation, molecular function: oligopeptide transmembrane transporter activity. Bases 28 to 2067 code for a protein of 679 amino acids.
CUCUGCCCCACAGCCACAUCGAGUCGAAUGCGGUCCGCGCAGAACAGCGUCGUGUCCGAGUACAAGGUCGCGGCGACGCCCCACUGGAACGAAAACGCCGACGAUGCUGUCGCCAACGAAGCCAAGCACGCGGCCGAGUUUGAAGUCAUCACGUCGGGGCUCGAGCACCCGCAGGUGACGAUCAAGUCGCUCGUCGUCGGCACCAUCAUGGGCACGUUCACGAGCGUCCUCGCCAUGUACUAUAGCCUCAAGCUCGGCGUCACGCCGUCCCUCAACGUGCUCUCCGGCAUCGGUGGUUUCAUGCUCUGCCGCGCCUUGAUGAAGACGCAGUUCUUUGGCAAGCACUUUACCGUCCAGGAGAACGUCGUCAUCCAGACGUGCGCGGUGGCGUGCAUGAGUUUGGCGAGCCAGGCCGGUUUUGGCUCUGGCAUCCUCGGCCUCACGGAAAAUGUCUUCCUCGUCAUGGGCAACACGACGUACGCGGGCAACCUCGCCUCGGACGUCAUCGACUUUACGUGGCUCCGCUCGUUUGGGUGGUGCGCGAGCAUUGCGCUCUUUGGCUUCUUCAUCUCGUUCCCGCUCCGCCGCAAGUUUAUCAUCGAGAUGCGCCUCCUCUUCCCGAGCGGUACGGCCACCGCCGUCAUGAUCAAGACGCUCCACACGUCGAAGGAGGCUGUCGAGUACCAAUGGAACGUGCUCCUCAAGUCCGGUGUGUUUGCGUACGUCUGGAGCAUCUUUGUGUUCUGCUUCAACGGGCUCGGCGAGUUCCCGAUCUUUGGCGAGAAGGCCGCGGGCUUUACGUGGAUCCUCGACUUUGCGCCCGGCACCUUUGCCAUCAGCUUGAUGCUGCCGUUCCGCGUCAUGUACUCGAUGUUCCUCGGCAACAUCAUCACGUGGGGCAUCCUCAUGCCGGUGCUCAAGGCACAGAAACUCGGCGUCUGGUACGAGAGCGAAGGCGCGGCGGGUCUCAAGGCCUACUACACGUUCACGGCCGUCGCCAUCAUCUGCGUCGACGCGCUUUACAGCAUCAUCAAGAUGGGUAUCAUCAUCGGCAAGUCGUGGUCGGCCAAGAAGGACGAGAACAAGACGAUCACCGAGGCGGACGACAAGGCGACCGAAAACGACGACGUGCUCUCCAAGGCCCAGCGCCAGGCGUAUCUCGACAAGAUCUUCGAGUCGGCGCACAUCCCGACGUGGUCCUGGAUCGGUGGCCUCGUGGUCUUUGCCGCCGUCUCGGUCGUCGUCAUCUCGUUCAUGUUUGAGACCGUCAAGUGGUACAAGGUGCUCGUGUGCUGCCUCCUCAUCCCGAUCUUUGCGAUCGGCAUCGUCCAGGGCACGGGUAUGACCGACUGGAACGUCUCCAGCGCUGUCGGCAAGCUCAUCCUCUUUGUCAUUGGCUCAUGGACCGACGGCAACGACAAGUCGAUCAUCGCGUCGCUCAUUCUGUGCCAGAUGGUCAUUGUCGGCUGCUCGCAGGCCGCCGACCUCAUGCAGGACUUCAAGACCGGCUACCUUGUCGGCGCGUCGGCCAAGUCUAUGAUCGUGGCGCAGAUCUUUGGCGCGUGCAUGUCCUGCCUCGUUGUCCCAACCGUCUGGGUGCUCAUGAACGACGCGUACACGCUGCCCGGCCCGCUCCUCAAGGCGCCAUUCGGCGAGGUCUACCGCGUCAUGGCGAUCACGGCUACCGUCGGUCUCUCGGGCCUCCCCACGUACUGUGGCUACUUCAUGCUUGUCGGCGUUGUCUACACGAUCGUGUUCAACUUGUACAUCGACAACUUUUCCGAGUCCAAGAACAAGGUGCUCAACGUCAUCGCCAACCACUGCCCGCUCCCGAUGGCCGUCUCGAUCGGCAUGAUCGUGCCCGCGAGCUUCGGUCUCGAAGGCAUGAUCAUGGCCGGUAUCAUCGCGUACUGGAAGUCCAAGGACGAAGCCUCGUUCGAGAAGACGCAGUACAUUCUUGCCGCCGGCCUGAUGACCGGCGAAGGUUUCUCGGUCCUCACGCAGAUCAUCGUGACGCUCUGCGGCGGCAGCGCGCCUGUCCAGGUGUCGUACGCCAUGACGCCGUAAAUUCACCCUUGUAAUCGUGUCGUGUAUAUAACCAAACAACCAAGUUUGCAUA